Messenger RNA from Oncorhynchus mykiss (rainbow trout), 6436 nucleotides. The record is from RefSeq and is a predicted model, not a curated record. NCBI's taxonomy places the organism in Eukaryota, Metazoa, Chordata, Actinopteri, Salmoniformes, Salmonidae.
UCGGACGCCAUUUUGGAGGAAAGUUUGGAAUUCCUGAUACAUUGGUGGAAAGAAGGAGGAGGGGAGAGCGCCGAGCAAGGGAACUUUGACUUGUGGAAAUAUUGCCGGACCGAGAUAGAUAAAAGCUUGAGAGCGGGAAACGAAUAAUUCAGCACUCAGAAACAAAAAAGAGGAUUUACUCCCUAAAUGCACAGACUGAACUUUGGGAUUCGUUACUCGCAGUUUCUUCUGCCAAUUUGAACUGCACUGCACAUGUUCUCAGAUUUUCAGGCUGCUCAAUGAAUUGCACCGUACAGAGCUGGGCUUGCUGAGAACCGGUUUGUUUAUGUUUAGUGUAUGAGAAUUGAUUGGAGAUACGAACGUGACAUACGGCAGUAGUGUUUCACAUAGCUGUUAGUGGGAAACUGGUGUCGGGAAUCCUGCGCUGUCUCUACUGGCACUAACCUAAAUGAACCCUGUCAGUUAGCCCUGCCAGGGAUACAAGCUGGUCACAUUGGCAUUCACGGCGGGUCAUCAGAAUAGCCUUUAAUCUACCAAAAAAAAUCGGAUUCAUUGCAUGUUUAUAGUCCAGUAAGAAAAAACGGUGCCUUUUGUAGUCUAUUGAACGGCCGGGAGCUAUAGCGCACAUUGCGUUUUUUGAGGAGAGAAGAGACUAGUUUCUGUUCAUGCUAAAACGGUGUAAACUCCUGGCUCUGCCCCUCUGGCAACUGUAGCAAAGGAUAUCUGAAGCAAGGGAGUGUAGGCUACUACACCAAACAUUAGCCUGCACGAAACAGUGCCUGCGUCUACUUUUCCUGCUGCACUUGGGAGCUGUCAUGCCUAUACGAAAGAAAGAUGCUCAAAGAGCUUUACUGCUCAUGGAGGAAUACAAGACGAAACUUGGACAGACAGAAGACAGACAACUCAGACAGUCAUUAGAAAGACUCAUCAACAUCUUUCAGAGCAACCUCUUCCAAGCCUUGAUAGAUAUCCAGGAGUUUUAUGAAGUGACCUUACAGGAAGGCCAGACAUCUGUAGAGCCAGUCAAGCCUGCAGAGCCCCCAGCUCCCCCUGUCACCCUGUGGGACUUCUCCAGCCUUCCCUCCCCCUCUACAGCUGUCACCUCUGACACCCUGCCCAGCAGCCUUACGUCCAGCAUAGAGAAGUACAGGAUUCAGGAUGAGGAUGGUUCUACCCCCCAGCAGGACCAGGGUCAGUCUCAGGCCUGUCCCCAGCACCCCUACCCCAGCCUGGAGGAGAGAGGCAGAGAGCGGGAGCUGCCAGGGAGCCAUCACGGGACCCUCCGCAGCCACCAUGGAGGAGGAACCCUGGACGGGUACCACCACGGCAGGGGAGAGAGAGAGGGCAGGGGGGAGGGACGGCCAGAGCUGGUCCAGGUAGCGGAGAAAAACCUGUCUCAGAUAGAGAACGUCCAUGGAUAUGUCUCCCACGCACACAUCUCCCCUAUGAAGGUAGAGUCGUUGGAGUGUAUCUUCGACGCUGGCUCGCCUGUAGGCUAUGAGGACGUUCCUGUUCCUGACUUCUCUACGCUGUAUGCUACCCACCACGCCCUUCUACAGCAGCCAGAUGUGGUGGUCCCGCCCCCCGUACCCAUAAUCCCUGUGAUCCCCAUCCCAGCCGAGACCACUCCUGUCAUCUCUCCACCCUCCUCUCUGCCUGCACCCGCGUCACCCACGUCACAGGCAAACCCACCUCCUGUGGUGGUCAACACAGACAGCUUGGACAGCCCCCCAUACGCGAAUGGAUCUGAAGCUGAUUAUGAAUAUGAUGAGAUCACACUGGAACGGGGUAACUCUGGGUUGGGCUUCAGUAUUGCAGGGGGGACAGAUAACCCCCACAUCGGCGAAGACCCCAGUAUCUUCAUCACCAAGAUUAUCCCUGGGGGAGCUGCAGCUCAGGACGAACGUCUCAGAGUUAAUGACUGCAUCCUGAGAGUGAACGAGGCCGACGUGAGGGAUGUGACCCACAGUAAGGCUGUGGAGGCCCUGAAGGAGGCCGGCUGCAUCGUCAGGCUCUACAUCCGCAGGAGAAAAGCCCUCUCGGAGAAGAUCCUGGAGCUCAAACUAGUCAAAGGUCCCAAAGGGCUAGGAUUCAGUAUUGCGGGGGGAGUAGGGAACCAGCACAUUCCAGGAGACAACAGCAUCUAUGUCACCAAGGUCAUCGAGGGAGGGGCUGCACACAAAGACCAGAGGCUGCAGAUAGGAGACAAACUAUUGGCUGUAAACAGCGCUUGCCUUGAGGAAGUGAGUCACGAGGAUGCCGUGGCAGCCUUGAAAAACACCCCUGAUGUGGUUUACCUGAAAGUGGCGAAGCCCACCAGUGUCUUCAUGAACGACAGUUUCGCUCCCCCCGACAUCACCAACUCGUAUUCCCCUCACAUGGACAACCAUAUCAGCCCUUCCAACUACCUGAGCCGGCCCCAUACCCCCGCCACGCCUGGACGCUACUCCCCCGUCCCCAAGAGCAUGCUGGGAGACGACGAGGUGACAAGGGAGCCCAGGAAGGUGGUGUUGCACCGUGGUUCUACAGGCCUGGGUUUUAACAUCGUAGGAGGAGAGGAUGGAGAGGGAAUCUUUAUCUCCUUCAUCCUGGCUGGUGGACCUGCUGACCUCUGUGGAGAGCUUCGCAAAGGAGACCGCAUCAUCUCAGUGAACGGGGUCGACCUGCGCAGUGCAACCCAUGAGCAGGCUGCAGCAGCUCUGAAGAAUGCUGGACAGACUGUUACCAUCACAGGCCAGUACAGGCCAGAGGAGUACAGUCGGUUUGAAGCCAAAAUCCAUGAUCUACGUGAACAGAUGAUGAACAGCAGUAUCAGCAGUGGCUCUCUGCGGACCAGCCAGAAGAGAACUCUCUAUGUCAGGGCUUUGUUUGACUAUGACCGGGCGAAGGACUCGGGGCUGCCCAGCCAGGGGCUCAACUUCCACUUUGGAGACAUCCUUCAUGUGGUGAAUGCCUCCGAUGACGAGUGGUGGCAGGCACGGCAGGUGACCCAUGAAGGAGAGGUGGAAGAGGUUGGAGUCAUCCCCAGCAGGAGGAGGGUCGAAAAGAAAGAGAGAGCGCGGUUAAAGACAGUCAAAUUCAACGCCCGGUCUCAAGACAAAGUGCAGUCAUUCAAUGACAAGCGUAAAAAGAACCUAUUUUCCAGAAAGUUCCCUUUCUACAACAAGAGCAAGGAGCACAGCGAACAGGAAACGAGCGAUGCUGACCAGCAUGUUACCUCUAACGCCAGUGAUAGUGAAAGUAGUUACCGUGGCCAGGAGGAGUACGUCCUGUCCUACGAGCCAGUCACACAGCAGGAAGUGAACUACACACGGCCUGUCAUCAUCCUGGGGCCAAUGAAAGACCGCAUCAACGAUGACCUCAUCUCAGAGUUCCCCGACAAAUUUGGGUCCUGUGUCCCACACACGACCAGACCGAAGCGGGAUUACGAGGUGGAUGCCAGAGACUACCAUUUUGUGGUGUCCAGGGAGCAGAUGGAGAAAGAUAUCCAGGACCACAAGUUCAUUGAGGCGGGCCAGUACAACAACCACCUGUAUGGAACCAGCGUCCAGUCUGUACGGGAGGUCGCUGAGAAGGGGAAGCAUUGCAUCCUGGAUGUUUCAGGCAACGCCAUCAAGCGAUUGCAAUCGACCAUGCUCUACCCCAUCGCUAUUUUCAUCAAGCCCAAGUCUGUGGAGAAUAUCCUGGAGAUGAAUAAGAGGCUAACAGAGGACCAGGGGAGGAAGACGUUCGACCGAGCCAUGAAGCUGGAGCAGGAGUUCACCGAGCACUUCACUGUAUGUUUUACAUGUGUGUCGUUGCAGCUAUCGUCCAGGGGGACUCUCUGGAGGAGAUUUAUAACACGGUGAAGAGGAUCAUCGAGGAGCAGUCAGGACCCUUCAUCUGGGUGCCUGCCAAGGACAAGUUUUGAAGGAGAAGAGAAACAGAAGAGAUGACCUUUUUCUUUCUGCCGUCCUCGUUCUCUUCUUUGAUUUUACGUCUAAUUUUAUGCCCUGAACAUAGGACCCCCCCCUUUCACUUAUACCCCCCCCCGCGCCGCCCUGCUCCCCUCUGUCACACUGGCUGGUGUCGUUACAUUAGUGUCUGGGGAUCUGAUCACGCAUAGACCCACACACACACACACACACACACAAUUCUUUAAUGCUUUCUCUAUCACUCUCUCGCUCGCGCUCUCACUUUCUCGCUCGCUCUCUCUCACGCUCUCUCAUUCGCUCUCGCUUUCGCUCUCUCUCUCGCUCUCUCUCGCUCUCUUCUCUCGCUCUCUUCUCUCUCUCUUCUCUCUCUCGCUCUCUCUGGUGUUUUCUUGGGCUGUCCUUGUAUCUGGGUGUUUUUCCUGCUAUGGAGGUACGGGCUUUGGCAACCAGCGUCUUAUGGGGAGAUUUUUAUGGUACAAGUCCUUAAUGUUUAAGGAACAUGAUUUAGAUGCAUAUAUAUACAAAUAAUAAAUCAUUUCUUGUACUUUUUUUUUUCUUCAUAUUAUUGAAAGGAAAUGCAUUCAUGUCUGGGGUUCGUAAAGGAAAUGCAUUCAUGUCUGGGGUUCGUAAAGGAAAUGCAUUCAUGUCUGGGGUUCGUAAAGGAAAUGCAUUCAUGUCUGGGGUUCGUAAAGGAAAUGCAUUCAUGUCUGGGGUUCGUAAAGGAAAUGCAUUCAUGUCUGGGGUUCGUAAAGGAAAUGCAUUCAUGUCUGGGGUUCGUAAAGGAAAUGCAUUCAUGUCUGGGGUUCGUAAAGGAAAUGCAUUCAUGUCUGGGGUUCGUAAAGGAAAUGCAUUCAUGUCUGGGGUUCGUAAAGGAAAUGCAUUCAUGUCUGGGGUUCGUAAAGGAAAUGCAUUCAUGUCUGGGGUUCAUAAAGGAAAUGCAUUCAUGUCUGGGGUUCGUAAAGGAAAUGCAUUCAUGUCUGGGGUUCGUAAAGGAAAUGCAUUCAUGUCUGGGGUUCGUAAAGGAAAUGCAUUCAUGUCUGGGGUUCGUAAAGGAAAUGCAUUCAUGUCUGGGGUUCGUAAAGGAAAUGCAUUCAUGUCUGGGGUUCGUAAAGGAAAUGCAUUCAUGUCUGGGGUUCGUAAAGGAAAUGCAUUCAUGUCUGGGGUUCGUAAAGGAAAUGACGAGGCUAAACUUUGCACGUUAUAGCUUUAAAAGAGCAUGUUUCAUAGUGUUCUGAUCAUUCCUUCGUUGUGUUUUACCUCGUCAUGUUCUGUAGUCGUCCUUUGUCUCUGCUCACGUGACAGCCAUACAUACUAUUCAAACUGCACAGAGGGAACUAAGGUUAGAGGGUGCUGAGUGGACUUCACUCUGACACACACACACACACACGAGGCUGUUUCUUAUCACUGACUUUACGAUCCCUGAUGAUUUGAUUCUGUUCUUUGUCCAUUCAGCUUUCAGGUUAAUUUCCUGAACAGGAAUAGAGUAAAUGAAAGGCUGUUUUUAAACUGACUCCAGGUGUAUUAGUAGUAGUAAGAAGGAAGAGAAAAACCGAAAGAAUUUAUUGUACACUGAGAUUUUAACGUAUAUUUAACCCUCAGUCUACUGCCUAUUUUGUUAUAAUAAAAAGUCUAUAUUGAGCUUUACUUCAAAACUCAUACAGCUAUGGGGAAUUAUUUUAUUUGCCAUGUUGAACGUAUAAAUAUGAAUAUAUAUAUAUAUAAAUAUAUUUUCCUUUACUUUCACCAACACCUAUCGGUUUCAGUUAGUUUCUGAUGCGUUCAGUAGAACAGAGGAGACCUGUGGUCCUGAGUCAGAUCCCUCUGUAAGGUCAGAGAACGGGGUUAAGGUCAGGAAUAGGACACACGUACACCCCCUGAACUCUGAACUCCGCUGACUGGCUGGGGUGUGAACUGUGUUGGUGAAGCAGUGGAAAUGUAAAGUAACCGACAUGGUGGCCUGGUUCUGGUUCUGGUUCUCCUCUCCCCAUCUCCAUGUCCACUUCCCUGCGAGUUUUCUUUUUUUCCAUGUGAUGUGCAUGGUUUUUAGAAGCAGUAGUCUUUAUUAAAUAACAAACAGGGGGGGGGGGGCGGGGAGAAAGAGGAGUCUGUGUUCACCGAGGAUUGUGACGUCAUAUCUUCAAGCUCCGCGAGAGGAUCGUUCAGACAGACACACACUGGAGUAGACAGUCCUCGAGUGUGUGUGUGUGUGUGUGUGUGUGUGUGUGUGUGUGUGGACAUGGCCGUUGUUUGUGUCUGAAGGGGGAAAGAUCUAACAACGCGUUUUCGAAGCGCGAUGCCUUUAACUGUCCUCCGGAGGACUCCGUGCUGGAAUCCUCCCUCCCUCUCCUGCUUCCGCAGAGAUGAUUGUUUUCUAUAAGACUGGUUCUUCUUCUGGUUCUUCUGGUUCUUCACCACUGCUUUCUAUCUCACUUUUGGAUUCGAGUUUGUAAAUAAUCCCUUUCCUGAUUCAUUCAAUUUGUCAUAAAGAGGAGAACUGCCAAUAAACCCUUUCUCAUACAUCA